CAAACGAAGAAUGUGCGCCGCAGCGGGCGCGAGGACGAUCAAUCAAAUGGCGCGGUCAGUUCGAGGGAGUCGGAGAAUCGACUCACCGCCCGACUGACUGAUUGACUGACGGCAUGAAUGAAUGAAUGCAAGAAUGAAGGAGGCGACGGGAGAAUUCGAGAUGAGACUCGGCGAGUUCUGUGGCGAGCACGGCGCGGGGGAUUUUAUUGAGUUCGGGCAAAAGGUCGUCGAUGCGAGCUCUAGAGGGUUAGGGUCUUCAGAAUUUUAAACCUCCACAGGUGGCUUCGCCUUUUGCGCGAGCGCCGCGGUUAGCAUCGCACAUGACAAGUUGACAUGUCACAGAGCUGCGUAUACGUGUGCUGCGACACAUCAGUGGGAGACAAUCCGGCAAGAGAAUCCUCUGGCUGUGAAGGGCUGGCGCUCGGAUUCGCACUUAAUUGGUGGGCGUCUGGGGGUCGAACGAGCGUGUCGAUGGGGAAGCUUAUGGCUCCGUUUUGUGGAGCGGAUCUCAUCACCAACCACUUGGCAUCUCCUGCACGGGCGAGCGGGCAGAGGCGCUUGCCAAGUUUCUUUCAUUCAUGCAUUCUUUCGGAAGAAAGACGGGAACGUAAAUUUAGGUCAGACAAAACAUCAUCCGAGUUACAUGGUUUUGAGCUACAUGGUUGGUCCGUGUGGAUCAGAGAAGGAGGUGGAGAGCAAUACUGUACUCUAUGGUCGGCAAAGUGUCGGUCGCAUUGACGGUCGAACAAUUGGAAUUCGGUGAAGCCUACAGCAGAUUCGCCCCACCUUUUCUCUGAGCAUAAUAAUACUGUUGAAGAUUUUGGUCGCUUUCUACCCACUGAAUUACUGCCUUGCUUCUCGACAACUCUUCUCCUACGACCGCAUGAGUGCAAGAUUCUUGGAAGGCUGCAGAAUUUUCGAGCAUCUCGCUCAGGAUGCACCGUUCCCUUUAAGUUGGCAGCUAUUUCUUGAAAAAAAUCCAAGUAACAGUCUCCGUACAUUUUGCCUUACCGCUUAUUUUUUUAAAUUUUUAUCUCAAUGCAGGAAGUGAAUAUACCGUC
Molecule: messenger RNA, 1061 nt
Organism: Marchantia polymorpha subsp. ruderalis
Lineage: Eukaryota; Viridiplantae; Streptophyta; Marchantiopsida; Marchantiales; Marchantiaceae
Source: the annotation of a GenBank genome assembly